Mandrillus leucophaeus (drill) is the source of this 300-nucleotide messenger RNA. RefSeq names its product follicular dendritic cell secreted protein (gene FDCSP). Bases 23 to 286 code for a protein of 87 amino acids. The record is from RefSeq and is a predicted model, not a curated record. The transcript is spliced from 4 exons. Lineage: Eukaryota; Metazoa; Chordata; Mammalia; Primates; Cercopithecidae.
AGAACUGACUGAAACGUUUGAGAUGAAGAAAGUUCUUCUGAUCACAGCCAUCCUGGCAGUGGCUGUUGGUUUCCCAGUCUCUCAAGACCAGGAACGAGAAAAAAGAAGUGUCAGUGACAGCGAUGAAUUUUUUUCAGGGUUUCUUGCGUUCCCUUACCCAUAUCCAUUUCGCCCAUUUCCACCAAUUCCAUAUCCAAGAUUUCCAAGGUUUGGACGUAAUUUUCCUGUUCCAAUACCUGAAUCUGUCCCUACAACUCCCCUUCCAAUGAAAAGUAAACAAGAAUGAGAAGUCACAAUAAA